UGUUCUCAAUCUCAUCUCCAUUGCUCUCUGGCGCCGUUUCUCUUCAUCUUUAUCUUUUUUUUUGCGAUUUUGUAGACAUUUUUGAAGAUUUUCCUCCAUUACUGUAACCUGCUACAGCCUGUGAUCUUUCCGUAUCGAACAUUUUUGUUGUUCGUUACGCGUUUAUCAUCAUCGGCGAUCGUUUUCUUCUUUUCUUCGGAUGUUGCAGAGAGCUGCUAGUAAUGCGUAUUCAUGGUGGUGGGCUAGUCACGUCAGGACGAAGCAAUCAAAAUGGCUCGAACAGAACCUCCACGACAUGGAGGAGAAGGUUGAUAACAUGAUGAGAAUCAUUGAAGGCGAUGGGGAUUCAUUUGCAGAGAGAGCUGAAAUGUAUUAUAAGAAGAGACCUGAACUUGUAGAGCAUGUAGAAGAUUCUUUCCGGUCAUACCGAGCUUUAGCAGAGAAAUAUGAUCACCUAUCGAAAGAGUUUCAAGGCGCAAAUCGGACAAUAGCUUCGAUCUAUCCUGAACGAGUUCAUUACACGAUUGAUGACGACGACUGUGAAGCUAAUUUUUUCCCUCGAGAAUCUGUUUCAACCGAAAGUCCUCACCAGUUUUCAAAUGAAUUGGAUGGCGGCUCACCAAAACUAGGAAUCCCAGAAGUUCCGAAGCUUCCUAAGAAGUGUUUUAGAAGUCCUUCCAUGAUAAAAAACUCAAAACUCAAGAGAAAUACUAGCACUCCUAGAAGUAGAGCUGCUUCAACUCCAAAAUCAGGGCUGAACAAAACAGAAGCCUUAAAAGAGAUCGAUAUACUACAAAAAGAAAUUCUAGCCCGACAGACCGAAAUGGAAUUCGUGAAGAGCUUAUACGAACGCGAGUGCGAGAAAUAUUGGGACAUUGAAGAAAGUAUCACAAAUAUGCAAAAAAGAGUCAGCAACUUACAGGAUGAGUUUGGCAUUGGCACUAUCAUUGACAAUGACGAAGCUCGAACGUUAAUGACGACAACGGCUUUAAAAUCCUGUCGAGAAACUCUGGCCAAGUUGCAAGAGGAACAAGAGAAAACAGUUAAAGAAACAAGACUAAAGAACAGUAAAAUCAAGGAAGUUUGUGCGAGGUUUGAGAGCCUCAAAUGCAAGCUCCUUCCAUCACCAACCGAUCAUUAUGAAUCGAGUGAUUUACAAGAGGAUUCAAGCAUUGAAUCAGAAUCAAAAAUCUCAGACAAACUGGUUGCUUGCACGGCAGAAAACAAACAUGAUAUAGAGCUACUUGGUCAGAAGAUUAGGGAGCAGCUGGAAAUGGAUUCAAACAGCUCAUUCACCAUUUCUGAGUUGGCUGAGAAAAUUGACGAACUUGUAAAUAAAAUUGUGACAAUUGAAGCUGCAGUUUCUUCUCAAACAUCUCUCGUAAGCCGACUAAAAUCCGAAACGGAUAUGCUGGAAGCAAAAGUCCAGCAAUUGGAAGAAGACAAGGAGAUUCUUGUGGAGGGUUCAGAGAACAUGAAGAAGAAGAUAAAGGAAUUGGAGGAUGAACUAGCCGGAGUGAAAAAUCUAAACCAGAAUGCAGAAAUACAAAACAACAGCCUUCAAACCCAUUUCACUGAAGCAAGUUGUAAUCUUGAUCACUUAUCUGAUAAGUUGCAGACCAUGAAGAUGGAUGAUGUUGAAACUUGUGACUUCUUACAAGAUGUGAUGAUGGUCGAUCCCGAUGUGGAAACAACAACAUCGUCAACAAAUUUAGGAUUGGAGAGGAGGGAAGUAGAAACUUCGAAGCUCGGUGAUGAGGAACAGAAACAAUCGGUUCCAGAAGAGAGACCGCGGCUCCUUGAUUUGGAGGAAAAUGGAUUGCAGGAGGAAGAAAAGCAGCGUCCGACCUUGAGGCAGCUGUUCUUAAAGGGAUUAGAAGAUAGAGAGAAUAUUUUACUGGAGGAGUAUACAUCAGUUCUAAGGGACUAUAAGGAUGUAAGAAACAAGUUAAGUGAAGUCGAACAAAAGAACCGCGAUAGCAUCUUUGAAUUGGCAAAGCAGGUUAAAGAACUGAAGAACACUAUUUCGUCUAAAGACGACGUCAUAAAAUCAUUAGUGAAUAAUGUGGAAACAGAUGACGACACUAACACGAUGGAUACGAACCAGGAACAACCCCAAGAUGGCAUUCACGAGGCUCCUAGCUACUUGCAUUCCGAAUCCUCAACUCCAUAUACAGAUCAAGUUUCGACUCCUGAUUCUUAUGUUUGUUCAAGUAAUGAGCCAACAGAAGGAAGCAACAGAUCAUUGAAAAAUGCAAGAAGCUUACAUAAAAAAGAGGAUGUAAACAAAAAGGCAACUGGGGUUAUGUCACCGAUAGAAGAAAGAAUCCGCUCCGAUAUCGAUGAACAACUAGAGAUGAAUCUCGAAUUCUGGCUGAGAUUUAGCACUACAGUCCACCAGAUUCAAAAAUUCCAGACAUCAAUCCAAGAUCUGCAAUCAGAGCUGCAAAAGUUGAGAGAAAACAAGCAAGAAGGAAGCGUUAAACAUCAACAUAUUCAUCAACAUACAACGGAAUCUGAUGCUCGGCCAAUAUACACGCAAUUGAGAGAGAUACAAACCGAAUUAUCGCUUUGGUUGGAACACAGUGCAGUACUGAAAGAUGAAGUAAGCAGUAGAUUUUCAUCCUUAACCAACAUACAAAAUGAAAUAUCAAUAAUCACAGAUGAAGGUUCAGCUGAAGAAAAGACAGAACUGAGUGAUUACCAAUCCGCGAAGUUUCAAGGUGAAGUACUCAACAUGAAGCAGGAAAAUAGGAAGAUAGCCAACGAAUUACAAGCCGGUCAGGUUCGGGUAAAAGCACUACAAGCCCACGUCGAGGAGGCUUUGGAACGACUUGAUCAAGAAUUUGAUAUUUCAGCAGGCAAGAGCAUUCGAUCUCAAUCGAAAUCACUAAUCCGAACACGAAUUCCUUUACAGUCUUUCUUGUUUGGGAUUAAGUUAAAGAAGCAAAAGCCAUCACUCUUCUAAUGUUCAAAUCCACAACUACAGAAACAAUAUAGUGAUCUAGAAGGGCCUCUACCUGAGUGAUGAGAUUUAGAGGG
Messenger RNA from Cucurbita pepo subsp. pepo (vegetable marrow), 3042 nucleotides. Its product is annotated as protein NETWORKED 2A. Lineage: Eukaryota; Viridiplantae; Streptophyta; Magnoliopsida; Cucurbitales; Cucurbitaceae. Gene Ontology annotation, molecular function: actin binding. The record is from RefSeq and is a predicted model, not a curated record.